This is a messenger RNA of Cyphellophora attinorum, 711 nucleotides long. RefSeq names its product Phosphoribosylglycinamide formyltransferase. The transcript has a single exon. Gene Ontology annotation, molecular function: phosphoribosylglycinamide formyltransferase activity. The record is from RefSeq and is a predicted model, not a curated record. Gene Ontology annotation, biological process: 'de novo' IMP biosynthetic process. NCBI's taxonomy places the organism in Eukaryota, Fungi, Ascomycota, Eurotiomycetes, Chaetothyriales, Cyphellophoraceae. Gene Ontology annotation, cellular component: cytoplasm. The coding region runs from base 1 to 711 and encodes 236 amino acids.
AUGUCGCAGCCCUCUGACCAAACCCGCAAAUACUCCAACUCGACCGUCUUCAACAUCACCGUCCUGAUCUCCGGCUCCGGCACGAAUCUACAAGCGCUCAUCGACGCCUGUAAGCCCGGCUCCUCACUCUCCAAUGCCCGUAUCACGCAUGUCAUCUCCAACCGCAAAUCCGCAUACGGACUCACGCGCGCCAAAGAAGCACGGAUUCCUACUACAUACCACAAUCUCGUCGCCUACAAAUCAAAACAGCCUCAGGACAAAGCCGGCACCCAGAAAGCCCGUGAGCAAUACGACGCCGAUCUCGCGCAGAUAAUCCUGACACACAUCCCCUGUCCGGACCUUAUAGUCUGCGCUGGGUGGAUGCACAUCCUGUCCAACCCCUUUAUAGCGGCCCUGCAAACGGCCUCUGUGCCUAUCAUAAACCUCCACCCUGCCCUGCCAGGGAAAUUUAAUGGCGCAAACGCUAUCCAACGAGCGCAUGAAGCGUUUCAGAAGGGUGAGAUAGCGGGCACUGGCGUAAUGAUACAUCAUGUGAUUGGCGAGGUCGAUAUGGGAGAGCCAGUGGUGGUGCGAGAAGUGACGUGUAUCAAAGGGGAGGCACUAAGUGAUCUAGAGGAACGAAUACAUCGGGUGGAAUGGGAAGUCAUCGUGGAGGGGACGAAACGGGAGUUGGCGGUGCUGGAGAAGGGCCGGCGGGAGAGUGCGUCGUGA